Messenger RNA from Malassezia japonica, 1542 nucleotides. It is a transcript of the gene PYK1, whose product is annotated as pyruvate kinase. The coding region runs from base 1 to 1542 and encodes 513 amino acids. Gene Ontology annotation, biological process: glycolytic process. The record is from RefSeq and is a predicted model, not a curated record. Gene Ontology annotation, cellular component: cytoplasm. Gene Ontology annotation, molecular function: potassium ion binding; pyruvate kinase activity; magnesium ion binding. The transcript has 4 exons. NCBI's taxonomy places the organism in Eukaryota, Fungi, Basidiomycota, Malasseziomycetes, Malasseziales, Malasseziaceae.
AUGAACCCCAUCGAGCACAAGGUGGAUAACCUGUAUAUGCGCAAGACCGCUAUCGUUGCGACGAUUGGGCCAAAGACAAACAACGUUAAGAUGUUGCACAAGCUGCGCAACACGGGUAUGAACAUUGUGCGCUUGAAUGCUAGUCACGGUGAUCACUCGUACUUCCAGAGUGUGAUUGACAAUGCCCACCAAGUCGAGCGCGAAGCACCGGGCCGUCCGCUGGCAAUCGCGCUUGAUACCAAAGGCCCGGAGAUGCGUACGGGUGUUAUGGUUGGCAAUGAGGACCAGUCGAUCGAGGAGGGCCACGAGUUCAUCGUGACGACCAACAAGGAGUACGCGGAAAAGUGCAGCGCAGACCAUCUCUACAUUGACUACGAGCAUCUGCCCGAGAAGGUGCAGCCGGACCGCAUUAUUUACAUUGACGACGGUAUCCUUGCGCUGCGCGUCCUCUCGAUUGACGGCCGGGACGUGCGUGUGGUGGCCGAGAACAGCGGUGUGCUCUCAUCGCGCAAGGGUGUCAACCUCCCGCUGACCGAAGUCGACCUGCCCGCCGUCUCGGAAAAGGACCGCCGCGACCUGGAGUUUGCACGCGACCAGAACCUGGACAUGAUCUUUGCCUCGUUCAUCCGCUCUAAGGACGACGUGCAGAGCGUGCGCGAGAUCCUGGGCGAAAAGGGCUCGCACAUCCGUGUGAUUGCCAAGAUCGAGAACCACCAGGGUCUCGCCAACUUUGACGAGAUUCUCGACGCGGCCGACGGUAUCAUGGUCGCGCGUGGUGAUCUGGGUAUUGAGAUUCCUGCGCCGCAGGUCUUUAUGGCGCAAAAGAUGAUGAUUUCGCGCUGCAACAUUGUGGGCAAGCCCGUAAUUUGUGCGACGCAGAUGCUCGAGAGCAUGACGGUCAACAACCGCCCCACGCGUGCCGAGGUCUCGGACGUGGCCAACGCGGUGGUCGACGGCGCGGACUGUGUCAUGCUUUCUGGCGAGACGGCCAAGGGCAAGUACCCCGUCGAGGCCAUCAAGAUGAUGGCCGAGACGACCUACAUUGCGGAGCAGAGCCUUUCGUACCAGGCACUCUUUAACGAGAUGCGUGGCCUGACGCGUGUGCCGACCAGCACUUCGGAAACCAUCGCCCUGGUCGCUGUCUCUGCCUCGCUGGAGCAGCGUGCGGGUGCGAUUCUGCUCAUGUCGACCUCUGGCCAGACCGCACGCCUCGUGAGCAAGUACCGGCCUCAAUGCCCGAUUCUGAUGGUGACGCGCAACGCCGACACGGUGCGCUCGUGCCACUUGUAUCGCGGCACCUACCCCUUCCAUUACCCCCUGCCCCACCCUGAUAGCAACUCCAAGUGGCAGGAGGACGUGGACAACCGCAUCAAGUUUGGUCUCUCGGAGGCGCUCAAGCUGCACAUUCUUCGCAAGGGCGACACCGUGAUCUGUAUCCAGGGCUGGCGCGGCGGCAAGGGCCACACCAACUCGCUGCGUGUGGUGACUGUUCCUACGUCCACCGAAGGUUACAUUCUCGAAGACACCUCGACGGCGAUCUAA